Eleginops maclovinus (Patagonian blennie) is the source of this 2079-nucleotide messenger RNA. RefSeq names its product PDZ domain containing 11 (gene pdzd11). Gene Ontology annotation, biological process: maintenance of epithelial cell apical/basal polarity; neurotransmitter secretion; protein localization to basolateral plasma membrane. The record is from RefSeq and is a predicted model, not a curated record. Gene Ontology annotation, molecular function: protein binding. Gene Ontology annotation, cellular component: synapse; basolateral plasma membrane; cell-cell junction. The transcript has 5 exons. The coding region runs from base 120 to 548 and encodes 142 amino acids. NCBI's taxonomy places the organism in Eukaryota, Metazoa, Chordata, Actinopteri, Perciformes, Eleginopidae.
AAAACCUGUCCAGCAAAUAAGAACAUCUAUAAUAUAGACUCAAGAAGUGCACUAAAUCCUAAGGAACUCCUCUUCAUAACAAUGUUAUUUUUCUGUAUAAGGUGGCUUUUUUUUUAACAAUGGAUCAGAAAAUUCCUUAUGAUGACUACCAACUCCCAGUGGUGUUCCUGCCUUCUUAUGAGAACCCACCAGCAUGGAUACCCCCACAGGAGCGGGUUCAACACCCUGACUACAACAAUGAGCUCACCCAGUUCCUGCCUCGUACUAUCGUAUUAAAGAAACCACCCGGAGCACAGCUGGGCUUCAACAUCCGAGGGGGCAAGGCCUCCCAGCUGGGCAUCUUCAUUUCCAAGGUGGUCCCAGACUCAGAUGCCCACAGAGCAGGACUGCAAGAGGGAGACCAGGUUCUGUCUGUGAAUGAGGUUGAUUUCCAAGACAUAGAGCACUCAAGAGCGGUAGAGAUUCUGAAGACUGCGCGAGAGAUACUAAUGAGGGUUCGCUUCUUUCCUUACAACUACCAAAGGCAGAAGGAGAGGACUGUCCAUUAGGUGGCAGCAAAGAGAGAGAGUUGUACAGUUGCGUCACCACACGUCACUACCCUCCUCCUACAGACUCUAGCCUUCAUUCUGUCUCAGCUUCAAGAUGACUGAUGUAUGACUAACAUCCUCACUCAAAGUCCUCAUUGUAAGGACACUAUCUUCUCUGUUUCAUCCCUCACCUCCAUAUCUGAGCGGUCCCUCAUCUACUGUGAAUCCAGGAUCAUUUCCAUCCAUCAGGAUGUGUUCACAGGAAGUGAAUGAAGUUUUAGUUAAACCACUAUUUCACAUCUUAAAUUAUGUAUAAUAAUUGCCUGGUCAAGCAUAAAGUUUAUAGACCAUGCAUAAUUUAAAUAUUGUUCUCGUCCAACCAUAAAAUCAAGUGUUAUUACUGUAGCUUUUUACAUACCUCUUGGUCAAGUACCAUAGUAGCAUUUGUGUUUACUGAACACAUUUGCGUUGGUCACGCUGGUGUAUGGUAGAGAUGCAUAUACACUCAGUUGCUUUAUGAUGUGCAGAUAGCUGAAACUAAUGCAGUCCUAUACAUCAACUUGCUGAUAAGUGUUGUCACCACAGUUGAUUUGUUUAAAACAGUUUUCUACGAAUCUAUCAAACUCACUAACCUGGCUUCCUGGAGCUUUCAAAUUCAUAUCACGCUCAGACAACAUCAUGUUUCUCACUGGAAAAAAUCAGUGUAUAUCUAGAAAAUGACAUAUAACUUGGAUUUCAUUAUGCAUUGACACAUGGUACACAGACAGCAGGGCCUUACGUGUUGUAAGAGCAAAUCAUAGUGCAAGACUUCUGGUAAAUAUCACUGAUCUGAAUAUCACUGUGAAAAUCCUGUUAAUCCAGUUUUUUAACAUAUUUAACAAAUUUGUGUAAUGAAAUAUUAAGAUGUGUAUAUAUAUGUAUAUAUAUAUCUAUAUAUUUCUGUGACUGCUGUUGUGGACCCAACUUUACUUGCUGUCAAUUCUUUUUUCCAUGUUUCAUGCAUUAUGUGUUUUACAUAACCUACUUUGGGCUAAAUGAUAUUGCAAUUAUUUAAAAUAUGAACUGUAAACUAGUGUACAAGGUGCCAAACUGUAUAAUUAUACAUCAUAACAAUGCAUGACAGUAAAUUACACCCUGCAUGAGAGUAGCUAAAAGGCUUAAUUCUGUAACAGGGUGUAUAUCUGUGUGCAAUGCAACCGUGUUAGCUGGAUUUUACUCUAACCCGAAGACUGACAGGUACUUUUAUCAUUUUGUACUGGUGUUUUUGUAGAUGUCCUAAUAAGUGAAGUCAGCAGAUACAAGAUAUGGGCGUAAAAAAAUCGACAGAUAUUUCUAGAAAGCAGUUGAAUACCUCUGGAUGUUGCUUCAGCAUGCUAGUAAACAUUUAAUACAUUUGUUUGUAUUCUAAUAACUAACGUCUGCAUCUCAACUUUCCUUUUGUGCACUAAUUCUUUUCACUAAAGGAUUAACUUUUGGUUUUCCAUCUGAUGAUCUUGUUUUCCAGCACUACUUUGACAUGGUAAAUGUAGUAAAACGCUUUGAACCCUUGUAA